UGCUGGAGUUUGAAUUUAAGCUAACUUCUCAAUUAGAGAAGUACGACGUAACAGCAGUAUCUAACGUAUUUGCAAUAUUUUCUUUUGAAGUAGUUCAAGCCUGUACGUUUGUUUUAUUUUAUUGUUUUGUUUUAAUAACGGCUUGUUUACGUCGCUGCUUAUCUGUUCUCCUUUGAUCGGUGUCAUUGAGGCUCCUACACUUGCAAUGAAAGCGGGCGUGCUUCACUGCCGUUGCUCAAAAUGUUACUUGGUUCCGGUGCGGAAGCGAGUCCGUAAGCGAACUCCAGCCGUGACGUUGCUGUCUCUCCCUGAAGAGGUCCUUCUCUGUGUGUUGCACUGCCUCUCUGCUGAGGAUUUGCUGUCUGUCAGAGCUGUUCACUCUCAACUGCGGGACAUUGUUGACAACCACGCCAGCAUUUGGGCAAGGGUCAGUUUCAGAGACACGUGGCCAGCCCCAAAGACUUUAUGGCUAUUUGAGAGAGCUGCAGAGAGGGGCAAUUUUGAAGCCGCUGUGAAACUAGGAAUUGCUUAUUUGUACAAUGAAGGCCCACUGUUGAGUGAUGAAGGCCGAGCAGAUGUAUGUGGUUGCAAAGCUUCCCACUUCUUCAGCCUGUCGGAGAGCCUGCGUUCACCUACGGCAGACCCCUUUAUUUGGGUCUUCAUUCGUCCCCCAUGGUCACCCAGCAGCUGCUGCAAGGCUGUGGUGUUUGACCGUCUCAAAGCAGAGUGCGAGAGCAAUACAGAAAAAAAGGGACCCUUGUUGCACUGUCUGGCUCGAGUUCUGCUGCUGUUUGAAGAUGAUGAAAAGCGCUCAGAAGCCUUACGUAUGCUGGAGGAGUCGGCACAGGCAGGCUGUCUGCAGAGCGCUUACCUGUUAUGGCAACACAACCAUAAAAAAGCUAUGGCAGAUCCAGGCAGGUACCUCCAGUUUGUGCGAACGCUCAGGGACUACGCUGGCAAAGGAUGCUGGGAUGCGCAGAUGUCCCUGGCGAAAGUGUGUGUCAGCAAGAAUCCGCUGGGUCUAGACUCAAAGACGUGCGCUGAUUUAGUGGGCCAACUCUUCGGUUCCUCUGUCCCGUCACCACACUGCAGUACUCAGACCGUACUCAAGCAAGCCCUCAAGGACACGAUGAGGUACAUCCUGGUGGACUGGCUUGUAGAGGUGACCACUAUGAAGGAUUUCUCCAGUCUGACACUACAUGUGACUGUGGGUUGUGUCGACCGGUACCUGGCUCUGCGCUUUGUGCCCAAAGCUCGCCUGCAGUUAUUGGGCAUUGCCUGUAUGGUGGUUUGCACACGCUAUAUUAGUAAAGAUAUUCUGACCAUACGGGAGGCAGUUUGGCUGACGGAUAACACCUACAAGUAUGAGGAUCUGGUCCGUAUGAUGGGAGAGGUCGUCGCCGUGCUGCAGGGAAAAAUAAAGAACCCCACGCUGCUGGACUACGGGGAGGUGCUGCUGUCUGUGCAUCCUCUGAGAAAACGAAGCACUCAUCUGUUUAGCUACAUUUGCGAGCUGUGCCUGCUCUACUCAACUCUAGUCAAGCCACCGACUGCCAAGCUGGCCUGCGCUGCACUACUGCUCACCCGUGCACUACAUCACUAUGCCCCCAUCUGGCCCAGUCAGUUAGCUGAGUACACGGGCUUCUCAAAGCCAGACCUUAUCCCCUUGUCUGUGCUAAUAUAUGUUAAAUGUUUCAACGAUGAUGUUCCCAAAGAUUAUAGGCAUGUGUCACUGACUGGUGUUAAACAACGCUUUGAGGAUGAAGCCUACCAGAACAUCAGCAAAGAAAAGGUGAUGGACUUCAAAGAACUGUGUCAGAUCCUGGAGAUUCUCGAGGUGGAGCCUCAGAGGGAGCCUCCCAGCCCAACUGGCCAACCAGCAGAUAUCCACACUUUCCUCGCCUCCCCGUCCAGCAGCAACAAAAGGAGACGUGAUGAUGACAUAAAGGCACACAGGGGGAGCUUUGUGGCCACGCCCACUGCAGAGCUGUCCAAUCAGGAGGAGACCUUGGUGGGAGACAUCCUGGAUUGGAGUCUGGAUACUUCCUGUUGUGGUUAUGAGGGUGACCACGAAGAAAGCGAUGGUGAGAAAGAUGGAGAUGCUUCAAUGGUGUCCAUGAAACUUCAGCUUCCUGAUACAGACAGUAGUUUCAAACACUGCAGAGCCCUGUCCAGCGAUGAUGACAGCUUCUGUGAAGCAGAAAGGGCAGUGACCAGGGGUUGUCCAGAGAGGGAACAGAUUUUCUUCAGCACUGACUAUCAAAGUUCAGGUUACUUGUCUGUUCGUCCAUCUUCCACAUCAUCCAACUCCUCCCUGAUGUCAUGCACAUUAAAAACUAUUACCAUGGCUUCCGGUGGAGCCUCGGCCGAUGCUCAACCAGGCUUCCGUCUUUUGGUACCAGUCCAGAGGCCACGAGGCACGUCCACUAAGCAGGUGAAGAGGAAGAACACAGCGGCUCACAGUGCAGGAGAGGAAGCUGAAGGAGAUGGGUGUUGUGCCAACAGGGGGUUUCUGAGUCUAUAAAUGGCCAUUUUUGGUCUGGUUGACAGGAAUCUGAAUGCUCACAGACCAACUGCUCGGUCAUCCAGCAGCACUUUUGUUCUCAAUGCUGUUUUUUACUUCCACCCGUCUGCACUGAAUUGUCAGCUGUCACAAGAGCAAGAGACUUUGACAUCAAAGACAAGAAAGGGAGAGGGAAAAAAAAAAUACCAAGAACUCUGAUUAUAUUUUGUUUACCAGUAAUUUGUGUUUACAGCCACAGUGUUGUAAAAUACCUCUCAGUAAUCACACCAAUGCAACAACUGACCUGGAGUCAGCAAUUAAACCACUGGAAUGUGACUUUCCUCAGGAUUCUGCUACAUUAAAUGCCAUUUCUUUCUUUUUUUUUUU
Messenger RNA from Thalassophryne amazonica, 2890 nucleotides. It is a transcript of the gene ccnf, whose product is annotated as cyclin F. NCBI's taxonomy places the organism in Eukaryota, Metazoa, Chordata, Actinopteri, Batrachoidiformes, Batrachoididae. Gene Ontology annotation, cellular component: cytoplasm; nucleus; centrosome. Gene Ontology annotation, molecular function: protein binding; cyclin-dependent protein serine/threonine kinase regulator activity. Gene Ontology annotation, biological process: mitotic cell cycle phase transition; regulation of cyclin-dependent protein serine/threonine kinase activity. The record is from RefSeq and is a predicted model, not a curated record.